CAUUCCUUUAUCCUUAGGUGUCCACAUUCUUUGCGACUGUUUAGUAAUGGGAAUUGUUUGCUAUAAACGCCAGAAGGCAAAUCAAAAGGACGAGAAGACAGCACCCAAUGUUCCAAAUCUCAAUGAAAAUUAUUACGUAAAUGAAACUCAUGCUGUGGGUAUGUAUCAUUCUGCCCUGAAACAUGAAUCAGAAAAUACUAAACCAGACUUUGACGACACUUAUCAGGAAUCUACGGAGAGAGUGUAUGAUCAUUUGAGAGACGUAAAGACAAGGAAAUGCAAAACAGAAGACGUUUACGAUCAUGUUCCAGCUGUUGCAAAGCAGGAAUACGUGUAUGGCGGACAUGACGUCAAUACUGCAGGACGAUUAGAGAGUACUUAUGACCAUACUGCGUCCAUUUCCGAUUAUAGACAAAAUAAUAAGGGAAUGAAUAAAAUGGACGACGAUUACUCUCAAGUCCAUCACGUGACAUAAGGUGUACACUAUGUAAGGUUUUAUGAACUAGUAGAGCUGUAUUCCUUAAAAGUAAUGGAGUCGAGGCCCAUUGCUUUUCAGGAAUACAGCGCUGUGAGUAUAUUGAUCCGCUAAAAAUCUACUAGUACUGUUUUAAAUGCUUGUAAUUAUUGUUUAUCAAUAUGUAAUAAAGAUAUAUUUUAAUAAGAUACUGUCCGACUAUG
Molecule: messenger RNA, 678 nt
Organism: Saccostrea echinata
Lineage: Eukaryota; Metazoa; Mollusca; Bivalvia; Ostreida; Ostreidae
Exons: 2
Coding region: 47-475 (142 amino acids)
Source: RefSeq, a predicted model, not a curated record